Apaloderma vittatum (bar-tailed trogon) is the source of this 309-nucleotide messenger RNA. It is a transcript of the gene BNIP3, whose product is annotated as BCL2/adenovirus E1B 19kDa interacting protein 3. The annotation marks the transcript as partial. Gene Ontology annotation, biological process: positive regulation of apoptotic process; mitochondrial outer membrane permeabilization. NCBI's taxonomy places the organism in Eukaryota, Metazoa, Chordata, Aves, Trogoniformes, Trogonidae. The record is from RefSeq and is a predicted model, not a curated record. The transcript is spliced from 3 exons. Gene Ontology annotation, cellular component: mitochondrial envelope; mitochondrial outer membrane; nucleus.
UCCGAAGAAGAUUUUCUUGAAAGAAGGAGAGAAGUGGAGAGGCUGCUGAAGAAGAAUGCGGAUUGGAUCUGGGAUUGGUCCAGCAGGCCGGAGAACAUCCCGCCCAAGGAAUUCCUUUUCAAACAUCCCCGGCGCACAGCUACCCUCAGCAUGAGGAAUACAAGUGUGAUGAAGAAAGGGGGGAUAUUCUCAGCAGAGUUUCUGAAGGUUUUUCUUCCAUCUCUGCUUCUUUCUCAUUUGCUUGCCAUUGGACUGGGGAUUUACAUCGGGAGACGCCUGACGACCACAGCUUCGAGCUGCACCUUUUAA